This is a messenger RNA of Planococcus citri (citrus mealybug), 3282 nucleotides long. It is a transcript of the gene Fuca, whose product is annotated as alpha-L-fucosidase. Gene Ontology annotation, cellular component: lysosome. NCBI's taxonomy places the organism in Eukaryota, Metazoa, Arthropoda, Insecta, Hemiptera, Pseudococcidae. Gene Ontology annotation, molecular function: alpha-L-fucosidase activity. The transcript has 11 exons. Bases 383 to 1792 code for a protein of 469 amino acids. The record is from RefSeq and is a predicted model, not a curated record. Gene Ontology annotation, biological process: glycoside catabolic process; fucose metabolic process.
UUCUGCGAAACCUUGCGUUUUAUCAUUUGCAUUAUAAUUAGUCAGUUCUCCUUCAUUGGAGAUUUAAAUAGUCGUAUUGCUAGCUAGGUUUCACUUUUUUUUUUCAGUUACCGUUUAAAUGGAUUCUGCUGUGCAUUGUCAAGUACUAUACCACGAUACAGCUCGUAAUUAAAAUUAGAAUGACGCAGCCAGACCAUAGAUAAUCUUAUGAUAAUAAGGAAGCUUCGGGACAAAAUAGUAAUUUUUUUCCUGUCGAUGUCGCUUUGAAUACACGAGUAGAAAUACACGAUGCAGUGACUCGUCUACUUGUCCGAGCUCAGUCAGUCGUCCGUUCGCGAGAUUAUUUCAACGCUGUGUGACUCGCGACUCGAUUUCCGUAGAAAUGAUGCUGAGAAUUUUCAUCUUGAUUUGCCUGAUUUCCUGCACUUUCGGCUUCGACGAUCAGCCUGAAAGCUGUACUCCUGAGGACCAGUGUCAGUAUCAGCCAACGUGGGAUAGUCUGGAUUCGAGACCUUUACCGGAAUGGUACGAUAAGAGUAAAUUUGGAAUUUUCAUUCAUUGGGGAGUGUUCGCUGUUCCAGCUCUGGGAGAAUGGUUCUGGUUCAAUUGGAAAGGAUACAAUUCAACUGGAGCUGCUAAUUACAUGAAGAAUAAUUUCAAACCAAACUUUAGUUAUCAAGACUUUGCUCGCGAUUUCACAGCUGAAUGGUUCAAUGCCACAGAAUGGGCACUUUUGUUCAAAAAGUCGGGUGCCAAAUACGUAGUGCUGACCAGUAAACAUCACGAAGGAUACACGUUGUGGCCCUCCAAGUACGCAUUUAGUUGGAAUUCGAUGGAUGUUGGACCUCACAGAGAUCUUGUUGGUGAACUUGCAACCGCCGUGAGAAACAGCACAAAUUUAAAAUUCGGAUUAUAUCACUCUCUCUACGAAUGGUUCAAUUUAUUGUACUUGAACGAUAAAAGCAAUAACUUCACAACUAGUAAAUUUGUCGAUUUCAAAACUGGACCAGAAUUAUACGAAUUAGUUCACGUUUAUAAACCAGAAGUAAUCUGGUCUGACGGAGAAUGGGAAGCAUCAGACGACUACUGGAAAGCCAAAGAGUUCCUGAGUUGGUUAUAUAACAAGAGCCCUGUCAAAGAUACAGUUGUAGUUAAUGAUCGAUGGGGAACGAAUACGUUAUGUAAACAUGGAGGUUUUCUCACGUGCACAGAUCGAUAUAAUCCAGAGAAGUUAAUACAACGCAAAUGGGAAAACUGUAUGACCAUUGAUAAAUACACCUGGGGGUAUAGGAAAAAUGCCAAUCUUGAAGAUUACAAGACAUCUCGAGAGUUAAUUCAACAGUUGGUAAUUACAGUGAGUUGUGGAGGAAACUUAUUAUUGAACGUUGGACCAACCAGCGAAGGUAAAAUAUUACCUAUUUUCCAAGAACGACUACUGGAUAUAGGAAAUUGGUUAUCAAUGAAUGGAGAAGCUAUUUACGAAACCAGACCAUGGCCUACUUGCCAAAAUGAUACAUUUACUCCGGGAGUAUGGUACACGACGAAAAAUUCCACCGAUGAAGGUCAACUUUUGUACGCGACGUUUUUCAAAUGGCCUGAAAACAAUACAAUUGUAUUAAAAUGCAUUUCGAAUUAUACCUUUGCAAAAAUGUCAUUAGUCGAGAGUGGAAGAGAAUUGAAGUUUACAAAUACAACCAAUGGAUGGGAAAUUCAACUCCCAGACAAGGCUGGAAUUUCGAUGGAAUGGGCUUGGAGCGUGAAAUUAACCAAUUCUAGGGUUUGGGAAAAUUAAAAAUCAAUGACGUAGACCUACUGUUAAUAGGAAUCCUUUUUUCAUUGAAAACAUAUGACUUCCAGUUAGAACGAUGUCGCCUUUGGUAACUUGUAUCAUGAGUAACUCGCUCUGUAUAAAAAAAAUAAAUCAAAAUCAGCUUCAAAUGAAUAAGUAUUACAAACAAACAAAAUAAAAAAAUAAAAAUAAAAAUAAAAUAAACUGAAAAUUACAUUUGUAGACCUAAUUUUUAAGGAAAAUACAACUAACUUAUGGUACACUAGAGAAUAUUUGUUGCAUAUUUUAGGUUUGCAGGAACAACGUAAUAUUUGAUUUGAUUGCAAUAAACUGUCUCCAUCAUCCAACCAUUUGCAUGAAAUGUAAACGAUUUUUAUGAAAAUUUGAAAUAUUUUUGGGAAAUUAUAAUUUUUUGCAUCCUUUUUGGCCAAUUUUUGAGUAAAUUUUACUUACAUCAAAACAAUUCUCAGUAUCCAUCAUUUUUUUCAACGUUUUAAAUUCAACUUUACAAAAUGUACUUCAAUGAAAUUUUUUGAUAGCAAUUUGUUCAGAAUUUGAACUUUUUUUGCGUCUUCAAAUUCAGAAUAGUUAGGUAUAUAAUUCUGUCUAUUUUUCGCUCUAUUUGUUGGACAGAUUUCAGACUUUUAAACAAUUUUAUGAAAAUUUGAACUAUUUUUUUAAAAUUUCGACCAUUUUGAUCGAUUUUUUAAUUUUUUUUUUCAAAUUUACAAUGUUUUUGAUGAUUAUUUCAAGUCCAUUACUUGCAAAUUUUACUGUUUUUGUUAUAAAUUUUUACAAUACCUACCUAUUUUGAAUAGGUACUGGUAUUUUCAAUAUUUUGGGUACCUUUCCAUUUUUAGAAAUUUUUUAGUUUGUAAUAUUUUUAGGUAUAUUCAAAGUGUCUUUAAGUUUACAUAAUAUAAAAUGUUGAUCAUUUUCUUGUGGGAUGGGGGAAAAGGGAGCAAUAAUUUUUUUUCCUAUAGAAAGUUCAUUGCCGAAUUCGUUUUUUAGAAAUAAGUGGAUAUCUAUUGAGUUUUUCAUUUUUAUAAUAAGUUUUUUUGAUCUUUUUUUUAAAAAAACAUUACUUCGAAUUUUUUCAAUAAAUUAUCAUUAUCCCUUUUCAGUUUCAUCCUAGUUUUAAACACGUUUUGAUUAAAAAAAAAUAGAAUUAAUGACUACUCACUUUGCUUUCUCAAAUCACAAAAUGUUAAUUUGUGAAGUGAAGUACAGGAUUGCUUAGAGAGAUGAUAGAACUUUUUGGGUCAAACUAAACGGGGAGGGAGUUUGAAUUUUUCAAGUUUCUAUUUAUCAUUUCGAAUUAUUUUUUCUCUUUAACCUGUAUUGCUUCGUAAACAAUAAGUGUCAUUAUUUCAUUUUCAAAAACUCAUAAUAUUUUCAUACUUAUUCACAGAUUGAAUGUUCCUCCACAGGUAAUCAAAGAGAAUGAAAAUCCUGACAGCGACUUGGUUAAAUAUAAGUAUUCUACGGUUUAA